Messenger RNA from Physcomitrium patens, 2761 nucleotides. Lineage: Eukaryota; Viridiplantae; Streptophyta; Bryopsida; Funariales; Funariaceae. The record is from RefSeq and is a predicted model, not a curated record.
UCAACAGAUAUCCGCCUCCAGCAUCCUUCGACUGCUUCGACUUCUUUCUAUUCAAGAGGCUCUUCGUCAACCAAUCUCGGCAUUCCUCCGACCCCUCUUCCCCUUCCCUCCCGUUCCCAUCGCAGGGUACCCUCCUCGACAACGGUUAGUACAACUCAUCUUUCCGAUGUACCCUUCUAUCCUAUGGGUUACCGAUUGAUCGAUCUCACCCUUCUUUCAACAGGAAACCACAUUCAGCAACCUCCAACAACCUCCGUUUAUUCCUUCCGUCGAGAGUACCUUAUUUUUCAAGGUGUGUUUUUGUUAUGCGGUUUAGCGUUUGACACCAUUUUCGAUCGCUUUCUUCUUCCCUCAAGUGUACCCUCAUCUCCCACGGAACCCAGCAUUUUCGACGCUAGUCAAGCUUCCCCUUCGGCCUUCGCAGGGUAACUCACUCGGCCUUCUCCCAUCAUCAAGCCACCGCAUCAACGACCAUUUCAGCCAUGACUGUGAUUUUCUCUUUUCCGCAAGAUAGUCCAAGUUGGUAACCUCAUCUUUCUGCUCUAACUUGUAUCCUCAACUGACUUAACCGACUGACCUCGCUCUUCUCCCAACAGCAAGCACUUCGACUGCCUCUUCAGCCACGAGUGCAGCCUCUUGCUUCCUCGCAACAUACUCCUCGUCUUCCAGGUUAGUCUAUCGACUCUUUUCGACCCGCCUCUGUACUCGAAAGUCGCCUAACUCUCUGAUUUGGGUCCUCUCUUAUCAGCAAGCCGCUUCCGCCACCUUCCUCUGCUCAAGGUUCCUCCUCCGCCUCAUGAGGUAAAACGACCACCCCCUCCUUCUCCCUCCUCCCGAGAGGUUAAACCGAAUCUCCUAACUUGAGGCUAAACGGUACUCCUUACCGGGAGUGAUAAACCGGCUUCGUUGAGAACCACCUCCAAGUUCCUCCAGCCGCGCGCUUUCUCGAUAAUACUCGAUUCCAAGUUCUCGUCCGUUCUGCAUCGUAAACAGUUCUUCACCCAUUACCUAGCCUCAGCCCGCUGCCAAGCUUGUCAGUCCUUUCCCCCGUCAUGACCAACACAUCCGCAGACUCUGUCAGUGUCAUUUCGCGGCACACGGUGCGCUGUGCCAACGAAACAUCAUGGUCAGCGCUUCUCGAUUCUCCAUUUCGCCUCGGCCCAUUCGAUCACCUGGUGGAUCCCUCUAUACCCACAGCAGUCGUCUUCGUCUACGAACAACCUACCUCAACUCCCGACGUCGAACUCAUUCCAGUCGAGCGCCUCCAACGCGCUUUGACGCUGCUACUGGACUACUACCCGCACCUUACUGGACGCCUGCAAGUCAACCCGAGCGACGGAAGCCGCGAAAUCACUUGCCUAGGCACUGGCGCUGAACUUUACAUAGCCCGGUGCAGCGAACGGCUGAAUGCAUUCUCUUCUCCUGGACUCCUUUCCCCCGGCCGCAUCCUGAUGUCGAACCUGCCCGCCGCUGGCAACGUACUGCUGGCGCCCUUCGACGCGACUCUCGAGGGCGUUGGCCGCGACCCCAUCUUCACCGUUCAGCAUACGCGCUUCAGAUGCGGAGGUGUCGCGCUCGGCGUGCGACUCCUUCACACAGUGUGCGACGCCGAUGGCUUCUUCCAGCUGAUGCGCGAUCUGGCGGAGCUGUAUCGCGGUGUCCGGUCCUCUGAGAUAGAUGGCGAUUCGACAUCACAUUUCCCGUCGCUGGCUCACCCUCCUCACAUCCGGUCCUGCAUGUCGGAGCUAAGUGGUGGCAAUAUUACGCUAGAGGAGCGGCUGGCAGCUCUUGACUUCCAACCGUCGCUAUUCUAUGUAGAGCGGAGCGCGGACGUUGAGGGCGGUGCUGCGGCAGUUGCCUCUUCCACGUCCUCCGUCAUUCCUUCUUUUCCGCCCUCUCCUCCUCCUGUCGUAGGACGUUUCUUGCGCUUCUCCCACCGCGAGCUCAAUGCUCUCAAAGGACACGCGACGGACCCAAAUGGCAGCACAUCAUCGGACAGCUGGAUAUCCACCUUUGACGCGCUGUCGGCGCAUCUCUACCAGCGCGUCUAUCGAGCGCGGUUGCAGCUGCAUGCAAAAGACUCGAACCAGGGCGAACUGUCUUCCCCCAACUUCCUCACCCCUGUCAAUCUCCGCAAUCGCCUUGGCCGCGACUGCCUCCCAUCACGCUACUUCCCAAAUGCCUUAUUCUGUCCGCACAUCACCCUCUCGCACGACGUCCUCGCCAACGGUCCGCUCUGGCAAGUCGCCAGAGCCCUGCACGACUUGACGCGCACCAUCUCUACGACUUCGAAAGAUGAGCUGAACCAAAGUCUUCGGUGGAUUGCGAUGCAACCGGACAAGAAGAAAAUCAGGCAGGGCUUCCAGUACGGGAAUGGAAGCUUAAUGGUAAGUCAGUGGAACAAGUUUGACAUGUACGCGGGUACUGUCUUUGAGGUCGGGCCAGUGCUGGUGUCGCCGCCCUUCACGCCCGUUACGCUGAUUGAUGGGCUGGCUUAUUUUUUGCCAACGGAGGAGCAGGGCACAGCAGCAGCAGCAGCAGGGGACACGGGCGCUAUCGAUGUGAGCUUGGCGUUGAACCAGCCUCUUUGGGGCAUCAUUGAUCAGGAUGAGGAGUUUCGCAAGUUCCGUGAUGCAUAGUCGUCGUGUUGACAUGUGCAACGAAUGCCUCAUAAAAAAAUCUUCUAAAUAUUUUAUUGAAUACUCUGAAUAUUAAUCUUAUAAAUACAAUCUUAUAAAUAAAUAAAAUAUAUUUAAACUAA